This is a messenger RNA of Diaporthe citri, 1239 nucleotides long. RefSeq lists its product as uncharacterized. The transcript has 2 exons. Gene Ontology annotation, cellular component: actin cortical patch. Gene Ontology annotation, molecular function: phosphatidate phosphatase activity. NCBI's taxonomy places the organism in Eukaryota, Fungi, Ascomycota, Sordariomycetes, Diaporthales, Diaporthaceae. The coding region runs from base 1 to 1239 and encodes 412 amino acids. The record is from RefSeq and is a predicted model, not a curated record.
AUGCAGCAGAAAACACGCCGCCAGAGCAAAUUCCCAGACGUCGAGGCGAGCCUUCAGGCCUCGACCCCUUCCAACUUCAAGACAUUCCGCCCUCUUCAACCAAGGCGGCUGGUCUCCGACCCUGUCGCAAAUAUCCUGUCGUACCUAGGCUCGCGCAACCCGUGGCCCCAGCCGGUCUCCAAGGACGACGAGUUGUGGCUAUUCGACAACACCGCCUUCGUCGCUACAACAAAAGGGAAGGACGGGAAAGAGACGCACACAUGGAACGCAGAAUUCGUUGCUGCUGUCUUCGAACAGGAUCCGUCGUGCACAGUCAGCGAUGUCGUCAUACAGAUCGCGGAUAAGAUCGGCUUGGCGGACGACGAUGAGGCCAAGAAGACCAUCGAGAAGAGGCUACGUCCGUUCCUGAUGGACAUACAGCCUGGGAAACAAGUCUUGGCUCUGUAUGGGGGAGAAACCCACCUCAAGCUCAGCUCUGGGAGCAGAAACGGGAUAAGCACCGACGUCAAGGCCAUACCAGCGGCCCCAGCAGGCAUGGGCGUUCCAACGACUGCCCAGGUGCCACAAGGCGUAACGGGUCUACUGCAAAGCAAGACAUUCUUUGCCGAUCCGGAAGGCUGGGCUGUGAUAUCAGACGUCGAUGACACCAUCAAGAUCACACAGACGAGCGACCCAAUCGGCAUCCUCCGAAGCACGUUUGUCAACAAACCCGAGCCUGUUGCUGGCAUGCCCGAGCUGUACAAAUUCAUCCAAUCCGAGAUCACUUCCGCCUCGCCAUGGUUCUACCUGUCCGCCUCUCCUUACAACCUCUACCCGUUCCUGCGGGAAUUCCGUGAUUCCUACUAUCCUCAUGGCCAACUGCUGCUUCGAGAUGCUUCUUGGAUGAGCAUACCUGGCCUGCUUUCCAACCUGACCCUCGGCACCGAGGGUUACAAGGUGGAUCGGAUGAAGAAGCUCCAUGGCUGGCUCCCCAAGAAGAAAAUGAUCUGCAUCGGCGACAGCACACAGAGCGAUCCCGAGGCCUACGGAGAGAUUUACCGCACACAUCCGGAAUGGGUCAAGGCCAUAUUCAUCAGGAAGGUGACGGACAUUGCUGCCGUCGGGAUCGAGGAGAAGAACAAGGACGAGAGGUUCCAGGCUGCGUUCAAGGAUGUGCCGACGACAGUCUGGCGCGUCUUCUCGGAGCCUGACGAGUUGUAUGAUGUUUUCAGGGAGCUCGUCGCCUCCAAGACUGCGUAG